ACGGGACUUUUAUUAUGGUGUGGUGUUGUGACGUCACGCCUGCGCUGUAGCGGUUCUGCGGAAGAAAGGUUUGUGGAGAAAGUGUUUGAAUCGAUAUAAACAGGCGAUGUGUAAAUGAUUGGUGACUGCAGCAUCGUAACGCUUUGUCUACCGCUAGCGCACGUUAUUUCUGUGAGCACACUGAAUCAGUUCAUCACUAACACGCAUUCAGCGACUCCGAGUCAACUGAGUCAACGGUUCUGUGUUCGGAGUCGCUCGAGUCACCAGACCACCUCAACAGCACAGCGCGUACAAACCAGCCGUGAACAUAUUACCUGUAUUCUCCAGAGAUGUAGUUUGUGUUGAUUCUCUCUCGAACAGGACAAGCUGAGAGACACACGGGUGAAGAUGAUGGGUAUUAAAGAGGAGACUGUAGACUUCAGGAUUGAAGAGGUGUUCAGUCUGAGACACGAAGACGCGGAGGAACUCACAGCUGUGUGCAGGAAUCCUUCAAAGCUGGUCCACUGCUUGAUUUGCCAUAAGCCCCAGACCAAAAUUGAACACCAUCUAAGCUAUAUGUGCUUGCGGGAUGCGGAGGAUGGCUGUAUCCAGCAAGAAGUCUCCAGGGCCAAGGAGUCACAAGAGACGUGGACAAGAGAGGGGAGGAUUAUGAAUAUUUCUGAGGUCAAGAAAUUGGUCAGGGAGGACCCGUCUUGUGACUCCUUGGCAGAGUACUUCCGGUCAAAGGGAUUCCUCCUCAGAGAAGAGCGUGACAGUGCUGCCAUCCAGGAGUCUGAAAUACUUGCUCUCGCUGAGGAGGACAUGGGUGAGGUGUCCAACCGCCUCAGCCAACAGAAAGGGGUCCCUGCAAAGACCAAGACGGUCUUCCGGAGCUUCUGCCUCGCCACAAUGAUGUGGGUCCAUCACCUGGGUCCUACGAGCAUUAAAGAGUUCAAGGUCCAGGAAUGGAACGACAGGGCGGCAGAGGGAGAUGGAGUCGUCGUAAAGCUGUCCAAAGGAAGCAUAAAGUUGAACAAAAAAGAAGAACAUUGGUUGGACUGCUACUUCAAGCACAUCCGGCCAGAAUAUUUAAAGGCUCAACCUCCGAAGGGAGACGACAGGGACCGGUUCUUCCUGGGAGCUUCAGGACUUCCUCUUUGUAACCCAACAGCCGAUGUGCACCGACUGCGAGAAAAGUACGUCAAGAGUCUGCAGGAGAGACCUACGCCACCAGCAGAGCCACAGGCAGGAAAGGUGGUCAAUCCACGCCGGCCAACUGCUGAGGACGAGCCACCACAGGUGCUGGAGAGGACAUCUCCACCUACUCCAGUGGUGCAGCUCCCAACUCCGAGGUUUUGGGGAGCUUUUGAAGACCUGUUUCCCGUUACCCUUCACGGGAAGCCUCCGACGAAGGUGCAGGCAGCAGAGGCAGGAUUUGAGGACCGCAGCUACUACCACUACUGGAGGAGGCUUCAGUACAAGCUGCGGGUACAGUAUACUCUUGAGCAAUCCAUUGACAGGACUGGCCAAAAACCCCCGGCGUCUCGUGUCCAGCGUGCCAUUGCCAAGGAGACCAGGUGGACCACUAAUGUGCCAUCCGUGGACAGUGUUCUGCUGGCGUGGGUGCCCUGCCAGGAACUGUGUCCUGUCGCAAAUGACCCUCUCCUCAUUGCUUCCGUGGUCCAUCAGAAGUGGAAAGGGCUGGCCAUUAAGCACUUCGAGGGGAAAGGCAAAGGGGUCAUCGCCACCAUGGAGUUCCAGAGGAACCAGCAAAAAUGA
Messenger RNA from Sinocyclocheilus grahami, 1758 nucleotides. RefSeq lists its product as uncharacterized. The record is from RefSeq and is a predicted model, not a curated record. The coding region runs from base 388 to 1758 and encodes 456 amino acids. Lineage: Eukaryota; Metazoa; Chordata; Actinopteri; Cypriniformes; Cyprinidae. The transcript has 9 exons.